AAGCAAAAUGAAGUGGGCAACGGUGGCCGUGGUCGCGCUCUUGGCGAUGGCAUCUCCUUCUGUGGACGGCAUGAAGUGCAAGAAGCUAGUGCACACUUGCCUCAACGGUGUGACAAAGGUGUAUCCGAACCCGGACAACAAUUGCAAGUUUGAUCUCUGUCCGGAAGACAUGGAGGACGACGACGUGGUGGCCCAAGUUGAAGGCACCGUUGCACCGACCACAGCCGUCACCGCCGUGCUCGACAAAUCGCAAGCGAAGCAUAUUGCUCAGGACGAAUGGAUCGCACUGGACGACGCCGCGGUCCCGACGUCGCUGCGAGACGCGGCCAAGCUCGCGUUCGACUUGUACACGGAACCAAGCGUGUGCGACGAGUUGAAGAUCGAGUACUCGUCCGUGGAACUCAAAAACGCUUCCGACUUCAUUGGGACCAAGAACAAGGACUCCAAGUACAACAAGGUCGCGACGCAGUCGUACCAUGUCGUGGCCACCGUGACAUGCACGUUGGAUAGCAAGGACCAAGUGCCUGGUAACUUUGUGCUCAACAUGGAGCACCACGGAAACAAGGACUCGGUCAAGUACUUUCAGCUUGUCGAGUGUGGCCACGAAGAGCAGUGGGGCCAAAUGGUCAACUGGCUGACCAUUCGCAACGGCCGCGCGUACUGCCAGACGCGGGAAGGAAAAGCCAAGUUUGACGCGCAGCCGCUGCACUUUAUCAACGCGGAGGCGUCUCAGUCGGAUCCCAACUCGAUUCUGAGCGUGAUCAAGAAGGACAACAAGUACAUUGCGAUCACGGGUGCGCUCGUGGGACUGCUGGGCGUGGUGCUGAUUGCGCUCGUGUUGGCGGUGGUGACUGGCCGACGCACCAGUCGCACGGCGAGAAAGUGGGCGAAGCAGCGUACCCCCGCGAAGCCCAAAGUCAGGUCUGUCCUCGAAGACGAUGCCACGACCAUUGAGAACGAAGUCCACUCGACGCGAGGGCUCAUCGACGGCGUGUCGACCAAGAGCUCCAUGGACGAAAUUAAGAUCUAAGUAAAUAUGAUGUCAAAUACAGUAAUUGUGACGAAAGUCUGCUUAUGAUCGAUAGACUUUUG
Messenger RNA from Aphanomyces astaci, 1092 nucleotides. RefSeq lists its product as hypothetical. The transcript has a single exon. Bases 8 to 1030 code for a protein of 340 amino acids. Lineage: Eukaryota; Oomycota; Saprolegniomycetes; Saprolegniales; Verrucalvaceae. The record is from RefSeq and is a predicted model, not a curated record.